Arvicola amphibius (Eurasian water vole) is the source of this 554-nucleotide messenger RNA. RefSeq names its product NEDD8. Lineage: Eukaryota; Metazoa; Chordata; Mammalia; Rodentia; Cricetidae. The transcript has a single exon. Gene Ontology annotation, molecular function: protein tag activity; ubiquitin protein ligase binding. The coding region runs from base 39 to 284 and encodes 81 amino acids. Gene Ontology annotation, cellular component: nucleus; cytoplasm. Gene Ontology annotation, biological process: protein neddylation; regulation of proteolysis; modification-dependent protein catabolic process. The record is from RefSeq and is a predicted model, not a curated record.
AGCACUACAGCCGCCUGCAGCCCCAACCUGGGAGGAAGAUGCUAAUUAAAGUGAAGACGCUGACUGGAAAGGAGAUUGAGAUCGACAUUGAACCCACAGACAAGGUGGAGCGAAUCAAGGAGCGUGUGGAAGAGAAAGAGGGCAUCCCCCCACAACAGCAGAGGCUCAUCUACAGUGGCAAACAAAUGAAUGAUGAGAAGACAGCAGCUGAUUACAAGAUCCUAGGCGGUUCAGUCCUCCACCUGGUGUUGGCUCUUAGAGGAGGAGGUGGUCUUGGGCAAUGAUGAGCCUCGGUUCCACUUUACCUCCUUGCCCUGUCGCUCAUAAUGAAGCACCACAUGUCCUCUCACGCUCUGGGACACCAGAACUUCUGCCCCCUCCCUUGGAUGCCCAGUCUUGUGUGUCUACUGGUGGGAGAAUGUGAGGACCCCAGGGUGCAGUGCUCCUGGCCCAAAUGACCAUUACUGGCUGUUGGGUUUUAGUUUGCAGUCCUGUGUGCUUCCCUCUCUUACGGCUAUAUCCUUGGUUGUCAAUAAACUAUUUCCUGGCAAAAA